AUGGAUCCUGAUGUUGCCCGUUUGCCUGUAGUUUACGAACCAAGAAUGUUUUACGUUGUAAAAAUUGGUUUAGGUACGUUUCCUGGUAGACGAAAGUCAUUCAUGCAUUACUAUUUUAUGAUUGAUACAGGUAGUGAUCAAACAUGGCUUCAGUGCAAAGGUGCCACUAAAGCUUUCACUCAAGAUAUGCCACUUUAUCCUUGGAAUUCGUCAACUACAUAUCGUCAUGUUGCUUGUAAUACACAUCCUCUUUGUAAGGGAGAUAAACGCAAUAUUGAUGGUCAAUGCACUUACAUAGCAAGCUAUAUUACUGGAUUAGUUACAUCUGGUAUUUUUGCUGAAGAAAAACUCACUAUAGGCUCCGACGCUGGUGGUCUUGAAAAUAUUAAAAUACACAUGGGUUGUGGUUUUCUCCAAGAGAAUUUCGAAAAAUUUAUUGGAUAUAAUCAUUUAUAUGGCCAACCUGAUCUUAUUGCAGGAAUACUCGGCUUAGGGUCGGGACAAUGGUCUUUCCUAAAUCAAUUAGGUGAUGCUGGAAAAGGAAAAUUUUCUUAUUGCUUCGAGACGUUUAACCCGAAUAUUGAGGGAUCAGAUACAUAUUUAAGGUUUGGUGCAGAUGCAAAAAUUGGAGGUGCAGGUCAAAAAGUAUAUACAACUCCCAUUGUUGUGCCUAAGUUUCGAACGCAACUCUAUUACUUAAAUCUAGAAGAUAUUAGUGUAGGCAACAAAAGAGUAAGAUUUUCUAGAGGUACUUUCAAGCUUAGUAGUAAAGCAGAAGUCGGUACUGCUAUAGAUUCUGGUACCCCAAUAUCCAUUAUGUAUAAGGAUCAUUUUGAUAGAGUUGCAGAUUUGAUGAAGGAACAUUUUAACGAGUUCGACAUUGAAUAUAUUGGUUCUCACCAAAGUUUUGACGUUUGUUUCCGCCUACGGGAAAAUAUCCUUCUAUAA
Molecule: messenger RNA, 948 nt
Organism: Papaver somniferum (opium poppy)
Lineage: Eukaryota; Viridiplantae; Streptophyta; Magnoliopsida; Ranunculales; Papaveraceae
Product: aspartic proteinase CDR1-like
Exons: 1
Coding region: 1-948 (315 amino acids)
Cellular component (GO): extracellular region
Source: RefSeq, a predicted model, not a curated record